Molecule: messenger RNA, 2547 nt
Organism: Musca domestica (house fly)
Lineage: Eukaryota; Metazoa; Arthropoda; Insecta; Diptera; Muscidae
Product: ATP-binding cassette sub-family G member 8
Cellular component (GO): plasma membrane
Molecular function (GO): ATP hydrolysis activity; ATP binding; ABC-type transporter activity
Source: RefSeq, a predicted model, not a curated record
UGAAUCGGAUUUUCGUGCCAUUGGUGGUAUACCCUCAUCACGUCCCGAUUCUCGUGCUCAAGGCAUACCGAUGUCCGCCCUUCGACAAGCUAACAGUCGAGCAAGUAUAGCUGUUGGUACCCAUGUAAAUAGCCAUCAUCCCCAGCAUCACCAUAUGCCUAAUGGCAAACAUUAUGGCCAUCGUUCGCACAGUGAAGCGGAUCUUCUGGCCAGUGCUGGUGGCAAUGAUGUCUAUGACUAUGGUGGCGGCGGUGGUGGUGGGGGCGGAGCAGCUGAAUCCCGUAUAUAUGGUACUUCACGCAAUCGUCACCAUCACAUGGAACACGCGAAUGGCGGUAGUCACAUUUCGAAUUAUGGUGGUGUGUCACAACGUAAACGUUCCGAAAUAGGUUUGGUCUACCCUAAUAUACAGGUCCACUGUCUGGAUGUGAAUCCCUGUCUGAGGGGUGUUUCGCUGCAAGCCAAGGCCGGAGAUUUAUUUGCCAUUAUGGCGACAUCACAAAAAGAGGGCACAGCUCUGACAGAAUGUCUGGCCGGUUUGAAUGAAAGGAUCGGCGGUGAGAUCCUCAUCAAUGGCCAGCAGAUAAAUCGUCGUGCCCUUAGGGAGUUGUGUAGUUAUGUGCCUGCUUUAAGUGUGUCCUCGCUGGAUCCCCGGAUGAGUGUACAGUGUACAUUGAAUUUCCAUGCCACCCUGAGGGGACCCAUGGACCGGAGUGAUUUGAAGGAGAGGAUGGAUGUCCUUAUCGAGGAUCUGGGUUUGACCACUGUGCGGGCCUCUAAUGUCUCCUCGCUGACCCAUUCGGAAAAACAACGCCUUAGCGUGGCCUGCCAGCUACUGGCCCAGUCAUCGAUUUUAAUUUUGGAUCAAGUCACAUCGAAUAUGGAUAUAUUCGAUACUUUCUUCCUUGUGGAAUAUUUGCGUCAAUGGUGCAGUGGUGGCCGGAUAGUCAUAAUGACCCUCCAACCACCCACAUUUGAAAUUUUGUCCAUGUGUUCCGGGGUCCUGCUGCUGUCCGGGGGACGUACAGUUUUCUCCGGCAGUCGUUCGGAUUUGCCAAGGCACAUGGGAGAACUGGGUUAUCCCUGUCCGCCCUUUAAAAAUCCAGCAGAUUAUUACUUGGAUUUGGUGACACUGGACGAUCUGUCCGCUGCCGCAUUACUGGAAUCAUCAGCCCGUAUCGAGUCGUUGGCAAAUUCCUGGGACCAAAUAAAUUCCGAACCCCCCUUGGCGGCCCCACCCGCCUCACUGCCAAAUUUUGUACGAAAGGCCGGUUUCUUUGGCCAAAUGAAGGCUCUGAUUAAACGUUUUGCGGCCUACAAACAACCGGGCUCUCUGCUCACCUGGAUAAGCAAACUAAUAUCGGCAGCUGUCAUUUCCCUUUGCAUUGGCUGCAUAUUCUGGGAUGUACCUGCCUCGGAUCCCCAACUGACAUACAACGAUCGUUUGGGUUAUCACCACUGUGUCAUGGCGUUAAUGUAUUGGCCUCUGCUAAUGUUAACCAUUAGGGAUACCCAAGAAGAUCGGCGUCAUGCCGAAAGAGAUUUAAGAUUAGGGUUAUACUCAAGAUCCCUAUAUAUUAUUGUACAGAGUUUGGCUGGUUUGUUCCCCAGUUUGUGUAUAUGGUUGGCAUAUCUUUUGCCGGCCCAUAGCAUGGCCGGUUUGUAUACCUACAGUACCAGCAGCGAUACUGGUAUCUAUUUGUAUAUGGGUUAUAUGCUGCUGUAUUUGACGGUCAUCCAAACAUUGGCAAUAUUCUGUGCCCACCUUAUGCCCAGCAAGGUUGGAUCGACAAUACUAAAUACUCUUAUAUCACUGGGUCUUACCGCCGUCGGAGGAUAUUCCAUACAUCCAAAGAAUGUCUCGAAAAUCUGGUCAUGGUCGGAGUUGAUAUCACCGGAAAAAUGGCUCUUACCGGUUCUGGUACAGGAUGAAUAUAGUGCCGAGACCUUAGCAAAUUCGGCAGGAUUACAGCUAUGUCGUAACAAACAGGUGCAACACCAAGAGAUUAUAGUACAACAGCCCUGUCCACCACCGAAUGGUACCCAAGUGCUGGUCGACUUUCAAUUGCUGCCACAAGAUCAUAAAUUGGAUCCCACCUACACCUAUGAUCAGACAACAACGGUGGCCUUGGUUUUGGCAUCGAUUGUUGUAUUCUUCGUAACCUUCUUUGUGUUCGCUUGUAAUUGUCGCAACAUGUUCUGUAAGAAACCGAAAAAAGCGUUUAGAGAUCGACUUUGAGGUGGAGCAGCAAUGAAGAGUUGCUGGCGCAAAGCGAAGUGUUUAAAGCAUAAAAUACGAUUAGUUAAGUUUUAGUGCUGCAAUACUUUUUACAAAAAAAAUAUAAUUUUUUUCCAACAAAAAUAAACUAUUUAAAUGUUUUGUUCAUAAGUUUUAAAACGACUUCCAUAGCUAUACAUUGUUAGAAUGCAUAUAUUUUUAAAUAAUUAAAAUUAUUACUAUUAAAUAACGCACAUUUCGAUUAUGCAUUUUUUAAACAAAUAAGACAUUUUUCAUACAAUUAUUUUUAUAUUAUUAACAACAAAUUA